Hipposideros armiger (great roundleaf bat) is the source of this 3333-nucleotide messenger RNA. RefSeq names its product 3-oxoacid CoA-transferase 1 (gene OXCT1). Bases 77 to 1495 code for a protein of 472 amino acids. Lineage: Eukaryota; Metazoa; Chordata; Mammalia; Chiroptera; Hipposideridae. The transcript is spliced from 15 exons. Gene Ontology annotation, molecular function: succinyl-CoA:3-oxo-acid CoA-transferase activity. Gene Ontology annotation, biological process: ketone body catabolic process. The record is from RefSeq and is a predicted model, not a curated record. Gene Ontology annotation, cellular component: mitochondrion.
CCCAGUGACGCGGCGCCGCGGCCCGGGCAGCGCUCACUGACACGCUCACUCGCGCUCCAGACGCCGGGUCUUCAACAUGGCGGCUCUGAAACUCCUCUCCUCCUGGCAAAGGUUCUGCGCCUCCGCCCGGGGCUCCGGGGGCUCUUGGUCAAAGGGAUGUGUUUGCUACUUUUCAACCAGCACGCGUCGCCAUACCAAAUUUUAUACGGAUCCAGUGGAAGCUGUAAAAGACAUCCCUGAUGGUGCAAAGAUCCUGGUUGGUGGUUUUGGGUUAUGUGGAAUUCCAGAGAAUCUUAUAGGAGCUUUACUAAAGACUGGUGUAAAAGGGUUAACUGCAGUCAGCAACAAUGCAGGGGUUGACAACUUUGGCUUGGGCCUUUUACUUCAAUCCAAGCAGAUAAAACGCAUGGUUUCUUCGUACGUGGGAGAAAAUGCAGAAUUUGAACGACAGUACUUAGCUGGUGAAUUAGAAGUAGAGCUGACACCUCAGGGCACACUUGCAGAGAGGAUUCGUGCAGGUGGGGCUGGAGUUCCCGCAUUUUACACCAGCACAGGGUACGGGACCCUGGUACAAGAAGGAGGGGCACCGAUCAAAUACAACAAAGAUGGCAGCGUUGCCAUUGCCAGUAAGCCAAGAGAGGUGAGAGAGUUUAAUGGUCAACAUUUUAUUUUGGAGGAAGCAAUUACCGGGGAUUUUGCCUUGGUGAAAGCCUGGAAGGCAGACCAAGCAGGAAACAUAAUUUUCAGGAAGACUGCACGAAAUUUCAACUUGCCGAUGUGCAAAGCUGCACAAACCACGGUGGUAGAGGUUGAAGAAAUUGUGGAUAUUGGAUCUUUUGCCCCAGAAGACAUCCAUAUUCCUAAGAUUUAUGUACAUCGUCUUAUAAAGGGAGAAAAAUAUGAGAAAAGAAUUGAGCGUUUAUCAGUCCGGAAAGAUGGAGAUGCAAAAACCAAAUCUGGUAAACCUGGAGACAAUGUGAGGGAACGUAUCAUCAGGCGGGCAGCUCUUGAGUUUGAGGAUGGCAUGUAUGGCAAGGAAACAGUUACCGUUCUUCCAGGAGCCUCCUACUUCUCCAGCGAUGAAUCAUUUGCGAUGAUUAGAGGGGGACAUGUCAAUCUGACAAUGCUAGGAGCAAUGCAGGUUUCCAAAUAUGGUGACCUGGCCAACUGGAUGAUACCUGGGAAGAUGGUGAAAGGAAUGGGAGGCGCGAUGGAUCUAGUGUCCAGUGCCAAAACCAAGGUGGUGGUCACCAUGGAGCAUUCUGCCAAGGGAAAUGCACAUAAAAUCAUGGAGAAAUGUACAUUACCAUUAACUGGAAAGCAAUGUGUCAACCGCAUCAUUACUGAAAAGGCUGUGUUUGACGUGGACAACAAGAAAGGGCUAACUCUGAUUGAACUCUGGGAAGGCCUGACAGUGGAUGACAUAAAGAAGAGCACUGGAUGUGACUUUGCCGUUUCGCCAAAACUCAUGCCAAUGCAGCAGAUCACAACCUGAAAUGUGGAAUAGACAUUUGUCCCAGGCUGUAUGUUUUUCAUUUCAACCACAUGGGAUUUCAUUGAAAGGACGUCAGUAGUCAGAAUUGUAUAUUUAACAAGCAGUUUUCUACUAGUUUUUCCUAACAUUUUAUGCUUUAUGCAAUCAUAUAGACUUUGUUCUCUCAAAGCAUGCUGUGCCAUUUUAAUGAAAAACAGAAAGAAAAAAUAUAUUUGAUUAUCUUAUUUGUUUUAUAAGCGUUGAGAAGGCUGUUUUUACAAUUGGUGUUCACAUUGGACUUCUUUCCAUCUUCUGUGGUACGUACACGAACUUGUGUGCAGUUUGUAUCAAGAUGGACCUAGAGGAAGACUUCUAUUGAUGUGCUUUCGCUCCUGACUAAAUCUUGAUGUAGAAAAAAGAAAAGAAUGAAGGAGAAAAAUAACUCCCCCUCACACACACAUGCUCCUCAGAGUACACCCACGGCAGCCUUGUACUAUUCCUGAAAGAUAAAAACGUGAAUUUUGAUUAGGAGAAAUGCGAUCUUAAUGAUUCUUUUUUCUUCGGCCUCCUCUGACUUUUCUUUUGGAGCCUCUGAUUUUGUGAUUACGUCUCUCCCCAUCCCACACUUUUUAUGACUAAAUAGAUGCCCAGGAAGGAAAACAGGAACAUCUCUGUGUUGAAGUAACUGGUUUGUGGGAAAGACUAAAGGGCACAGGGUCUGCUGGUGCUGGCACCCUACCAAUUGCCCUCAUAAACCAUCCAACCAGCCGAAGACUGAGGUUUGUUAUAGGAAGAGGGCUGUAAGCUUAACUGAUCUAACCAGUUUCUCAUUUGGAAACAGUGUAUUGGAAACAUAUUUGGAAAUAUGUAUCCAGAAGGUCCUUAAGAGCUUUCCUGUAGGUCUUUGAGGACCAGUGAGCUAUUUGAAACAUACCUCCUCUUAAACCAAGAAGGACUGUGGAAUUAUUUAUUGUGAAUCCAUAGUCAUAAUGACAGCAGGGAAUUUUUUUUUAAAGCCUUUCUUUUCAUGCUCUCUAUUCAGAAAAGUUUCUAAAUAUUGAAUGCCUUUUUCUACAGAAGUGUUCUUUCUUCUGUCCAGGCUACUUCUUUGAACAAAAUAUUUUUAGUGUGGCCUUAUCCAAACGGGAAUAAUGAUGAGCAAAUCCAGGAGUGAGGAGUGGGGAGUGAAUUUUCACAGUUAGAAAAUAAAUAUGGUGGAUUAGGUUUUGUAAGAAACUUCUCCUCAGAGAUAUCCUCAGUACCAAACAGUUGCCCAGGGGGUGACCAAUCAUCCUGGGUCUCAAACGGGGCAAAAAGCCUGGGCACCCUGAGGACAGGCCAGACAGCUGUCCUCUGGACAGAGGUGGGCAUAGUACAAAGCAACGUGUCAUUCCCCUGGCACCAGGCAUAGGGACUUACACGUGUUUCUAGGCGAUGGUUGUCAUUGAAACGCACUUUCUCUUCAAAUACAGCUACAGUUGUGUCAUGCAUGGUAUUAGAGGGACGAACGAGGGUUUUUUUUGUGAGAAGCACACUCCAUAUAUAAAAUAGUCUUUCUGGCUGUUUACGUGGUUGAAAAGCAUGCUCUCCCAGUACUGGUAAAAUGGAUUCUUAAAAUCUGUGACAUCGAGGACUAAUAUAUAUCUAUGUUAGAGUUAUGAUGUGGAAACGUAUGUUAUUGAUGAUUGCUAUAUUGGCAAACUUAUCAUUCCAAUCUGUUACUUUAAGAUAAUGGGAUUCUAAGCAUGUUCCCAACUUCGAAUGGCAGAGUCUAAGUAGAUGACUUUAUAUUCUUGCUUAAGGAGUGCCAUGGACAUUAAAUGCACUAAGAAAUACAAUAAAUGCUCCAAAUUGAUAUA